UUGCCGCUCUCCUGGGCCGGUCGAGGCUCUGGGCGGCUGUUGACGUCAGUUCCGCCCCUCCCCCAUUUCUGUGAGCCGGGCUGGAGGCGGAGUCGGCGUCGGUUCCUGCUGGGGCUGUGAGUGUCCCCGACCCGCGUCGCCUAACCCGCCCUCUUCCUCCCCAUCCCGGGCGGGGGGAUUUGAAUUGACGCCGGGUCCCGCGGCGGAGCCUGCGCUACUAUAAUUGAUGCAAAAUGAGUGUUCCUGACUACAUGCAGUGUGCUGAGGACCAUCAAACUCUCCUGGUUGUGGUCCAGCCAAUUGGGAUUGUCCCUGAAGAAAACUUUUUUAGGAUCUACAAACGAAUUUCAACCGUGAGUCAGAUUAAUGUUCGUGACUCCCAGCGUGUGCUAUAUAUCCGCUAUAGACAUCACUACCCUCCGGAAAACAAUGAAUGGGGGGAUUUUCAGACUCAUCGGAAAGUUGUGGGGCUCAUAAUCAUAACAGACUGUUCCUCUGCAAAGGAUUGGCCUCAAACUUUUGAAAAAUUCCACCUUCAGAAGGAAAUAUAUGGUUCUACACUCUAUGAUUCCCGAUUGUUUGUCUUUGGGCUUCAAGGAGAGGUUGCAGAGCAGCCCCGCACAGAUGUGGCAUUUUACCCUAGUUACAAUGAGUGUGAAACUGUGGAGAAGAGAAUAGAAGAUUUUAUUGAAUCUCUCUUCAUUGUACUGGAAUCCAAACGUCUUGACAGGGCCACUGAUAAAUCUGGUGACAAGAUUCCACUUCUGUGUGUCCCUUUUGAAAAAAAGGACUUUGUAGGUCUGGACACUGAUAGUAGACAUUAUAAGAAACGUUGUCAAGGUCGGAUGCGGAAACAUGUUGGUGAUCUGUGUCUACAAGCUGGGAUGUUACAAGAUUCCUUGGUACAUUAUCAUAUGGCUGUGGAAUUUCUGCGGUCUGUGAAUGACUUUUUGUGGCUUGGAGCUGCUCUUGAAGGUUUAUGCUCAGCAUCAGUUAUCUAUCACUACCCUGGUGGCACAGGAGGGAAAGCUGGGGCUCGUAGGGCACAAGGUACUUCUCUUCCUGCUGAGGCAGGCAACAGACACAGACCAGGGGCACAAGAAGUUCUCAUUGACCCAGGUGCCCUUACUUCAAAUGGUAUAAAUGCAGAUACCAGUGCUGAAAUAGGACGUGCCAAGAACUGUCUUGGCCCUGAAGACAUCAUAGAUAAAUAUAAAGAGGCCAUUUCUUACUACAGCAAGUAUAAAAAUGCUGGUGUGAUUGAGCUGGAAGCCUGUGUGAAGGCAGUGAGAGUCCUGGCAAUUCAGAAAAGAAGCAUGGAAGCUUCAGAGUUUCUUCAGAAUGCAGUUUAUAUCAACCUUCGUCAGCUUUCUGAAGAAGAAAAAAUCCAGCGUUACAGCAUUCUCUCUGAAUUGUAUGAACGUAUUGGAUUUCACCGAAAGUCUGCGUUCUUCAAGCGUGUAGCAGCAAUGCAAUGUGUAGCACCCAGCAUAUCAGAGCCGGGUUGGCGGGCCUGCUACAAACUGCUUUUGGAGACACUUCCUGGUUACAGUCUGUCUCUGGAUCCGAAGGACUUCAGCAAAGGAACUCAUAAAGGAUGGGCUGCAGUGCAAAUGCGUUUGCUUCAUGAGUUAGUGUAUGCUUCAAGAAGAAUGGGAAAUCCUGCUCUUUCUGUCCGACACUUGUCCUUCCUUCUCCAAACCAUGCUGGAUUUUCUCUCUGAUCAAGAAAAGAAAGAUGUAACACAAAGCUUAGAAAACUACACAUCAAAAUGUCCUGGCACGAUGGAGUUCAUCACACUUCCAGAAGGUUUGAGGUUACCCCCUGUGCCAUUCACUAAGCUGCCUAUUGUAAGAUCUGUGAAACUCUUGAAUCUCCCCAUCAGUCUUCGGCCACAGAAAAUGAAAAGUUUGUUGGGUCAGAACAUGUCAACCAAAAGUCCCUUCAUAUACUCUCCAAUUAUUCCACACAAUCGUGGAGAAGAGCGAAGUAAGAAAAUAGACUUCCAGUGGGUCCAAGGAGAUGUAUGUGAAGUUCAGCUGAUGGUGUACAAUCCUAUGCCUUUUGAACUCAGAGUAGAAAACAUGGGUCUCCUGACAACUGGAGUAGAAUUUGAAUCUCUCCCUGCAGCUCUUUCUCUACCUGCUGAAUCUGGCCUCUACCCAGUAACCCUCGUUGGUGUUCCUCAGACUACUGGGCAGAUCACUAUCAAUGGUUAUCAUACUUCAGUCUUUGGAGUCUUCAGUGAUUGUCUUCUGGAUAAUCUGCCAGGAUUAAAGACGAAUGGCUGUGCAGUAGAAGUCAUUCCAGCUUUGCCAAGGCUGCAGAUCAGUACCUCUCUACCAAGGUCUGCUCACACAUUGCAGCCUUCCUCAGGGGAUGAAAUUUCCACCAGUGUAUCUGUCCAACUUUACAAUGGAGAGACCCAGCAACUUGUCAUUAAAUUAGAAAAUAUUGGAACAGAACCUCUGGAGAAACUAGAGGUCACAGCAAAAACAGUCAACUCAAAAGAAAAGCUGUAUGGUGAGUUCCUGAGUUGGAAACUAGAAGACAUUCUCUCCCAGUUUCCCCUAAAACCUGGGAAGAUUGCAACCUUUAAUGUAAACAUUAAAGUGAAGCUAGACUUCUCCUGUCAAGAAAACCUUCUGCAAGACCUCAGUGAUGAUGGAAUAAGUAUUAGUGGACUUCCGCUUUCCAGUCCUUUUCGACAGAUUGUCAAACCACGAGUAGAGAGCAAACCUAUCAACCCGACUGAAAGCAACAAAGUUGGUGACUUCAGUCAUGUAAAGACACUGGAAGCCAUUUUGAAUUUCAAAUACUCUGGGGGACCAGGACACUCCGAUGGCUAUUACAGGAACCUCUCUCUGGGCCUUCAUGUGGAAGUGGAGCCAUCUGUCUUCUUUACACACAUUAGUACCCUUCCUGCAACAAGCACCCGACAAUGCCAUUUACUCCUUGAUGUCUUCAAUUCAACUGAACAGGAGCUGACUGUUAGUGCUAAAAACAAUGAAGACCUAGUUCUGCAUGCGGGGGAAUGUCAGCGUAUGGCUAUCCAGGUUGACAAGUUUAAUUUCGAGAGUUUCCCAGAUUCCCCUGGUGAAAGGAUACAGUUUGCAAACCCAAAGCAACUGGAAGAAGAGAGACAGCAGGCAAAAGGGCUGGAGAUCAACAGCAAGUUAGACGUUUGCUGGAAAAUUCCUUCUUUGAAGCGUGAAGGGGAAGCAAGUGUAGAAGGAGUUCUUAAUCAACUGGUCCUAGAGCAUCUACAGUUGGCUCCUCUCCAGUGGGAAUUACAACAGCAUUGGUGAUAUGGUCAGUAGAAAAGGAAAUCUAGAAUAUCGCUGAGAGAAAUUCAAGAACAACUCAUCUACACUGAAAAAGAUCAAUGUCUGAUAGAAAGAUUAAGAGGCUGCAGUUGGGAAACAACCUUGAUUUUGUAUGAAUUCUGUUGCGUAUCCUGAGCUUGCUACCCUGCCCCCCACUUCCUCCUUUUAACAAACUACGUGAGAUGCAAGAGAAGUGGAAAAAGCUUUUAAGUAUCCUAACAGCCUGAGAGGUGAUGGGAUAGUCUGGCAACAGCAAACAAGCAAGAAGCGGGGUGUUUUAGCUCCUGAGAAAUAUCAAGAGACUAGGAUAGUGCACUGAGAAAGGAACUAACUUGACAAAACUAGGACAUUUGGCACAUUUUAAAAAUGUUUUUUCAGGUAUCAACAAAUGCCUCUGACAUACUUUGGAUCAGCUGAUUGUUCUAAUUCUUAUUGAAGUUUUACUUCCUAAUGUUUUUGUGAUGAUGAGCAAAUGAUGAAUUUGAAUUUCAACUAAUAUUUGUUCCAUAUUAACUCAAAUAACUCAACUUAUUAAAAUAAAUGUCAUGCAAAAUCUUAGGCUUAGAAUUUACUAAUGUCAGUUUACUUAUUUAAUAAAAUAUUGCUUAAAACAAGGUAAUUCAUAUGAGAGAAAUGAGCGGCAUUAUAGGAGAGGAGAGAAAGGUGAACAAUUAAAUGACUAAAGUAGAAAUGCUAAACAUUUUUUAUGAAUUGUUAAGGGUUCAUACAAUAGAGAACAAAUGUGAUGAUAGGAAUAACCAGGAAAAUGGAUUGGAGUUAAAAAUAUUAUAUCAACACAUACUUUAUUGAGAGGAUCUGAAUUGGAAUCCUCUCUGUGCUUUCAGGUGUCGCUUAGCUCAUUCACAAGGCUCUGCUUUUCCUGUUUGUCAUGUGGUUUGCUGGAAUAGCUGCCUUCUUGUGUUUCUAUAACUUAAAAUUUUUACAAGGAUAGGCUGUUGACUUGUCUUUCAACCCCCAAUCUGGAGGGCCCGUGUGUUGCUUUUCACUUUGAUCUGUUCAACUUGGGUGGCUCUAUCAGUAGUUAAAACUCCUGCUAGUAUAGCUCUCAACAUCAUUGGAACAUGCAAGCCUUCCCACCGUGUCAAGGUGCAGCCACUAUAGAAAGUUUAUAGAGAGGAUGAGCAAAAUAAAAGUUGGUUUUUGUGGCGCAGUUUGUGAUGGAUAAUACUGAGUAUAUAGAGAAAAGUGAUAUGAAUAUUUUGGCUGACACAGCAGAGGCUGUGUGGAUAGAAAUUAAGAACAAUAAAACUGAGUAUAUGAUUCCUGGAAGAUACUUAGCUCAUGGGCAGCUUGGAAAAGUAGAUCAGGAAAUGUAUUUAUAGAUAUGAGAGUCCAGCCAGAAACUUUGAUUACAGCAGAUUUUAAUUACUUAGCAGUUAGAUAGAAUAUACUAAUAGCUAUGCAAAAACUCAGAAGUGAACAAUAUUCAUAACUGUACUGCAGGAAUGCUUUGAAUAGCCUAUUUCCAAAAUGAUAUUUUGAGCCAAUUUUAGGCAUUGAACCAAAGUGGGAUCCUCUGUUCUGGACUGAAAUUGGUGAGCUUUUCCUCUCAGACCCCCAUUUCGAAGUGUUGUUUUUCUCUAGGGGUGUUUUUUUUUUUUUUGUACUGACUUGUGCUCUUGGGCAUGAUCUUACAUCCAUUGAAGUCAAGGCAAAUCUUUCCCUUAACUUCACUAGGCUAUUCAUUAUGCUGUUGGUGCAGUACUAUAAAUGAUGAUUCCUUGUUCAGGUUGAGUGUCCUUUAUAUGUAUAUCCUUCCAAAAUUACAAAUAUAUGGAAAUGGGAGGAGGGGGGAAUAAGGCUGCAGUGGCCAGUUUUUUUUAGUUAUUUGGUGGAUGGAAGUACUUCCACACCUUUCUGUUUAGUUUUUUGGCUGUGUUACACUUCACAAUUUCAACUGGCAAUAAUUAUAAUGUUCCUACUUGGGGAGAUUGGGCAACCCAGACCCAUACCCAAAUGCAGUUUGAAAGUUUUAGACUUUUAUCAGUUUAUAUUGAGAUUGUUUCCUUUCUUUUACACAGGCCAAACUUUUCUAAUAGGUAUCACAAAUAAUCCACUUUUCUCUGUCAAAUGCUUUUUCGGCAGCUAAUGACAGAAGAGUAAAUAAUGGCUCAGGCUAAUUUUCUAGUUCCUUAAUUUGGGUAGUAAUCCCUGAAAAUGAUAAACUUUUGAGUAAUAUUUGUAGGAUAUAAUUAAGUUUUUUGAAACUGAGGACAAAGCAUCUUGGAGUUUCUUCGGUUGGUUAUUGUGACAGGGAAGAUAGUGACACUGAACCAAAAUUUAGCUAUGACACAGAAUUCAUACCACCUGCUGAAUUUGAUGGGAAUUGUGCCUGUCAAAUUGGGCCUGGUCCAUGAUCACCACAAAUACUUUGGAAAUCAGACAAUUCUUGACAAAGAUUCUUAGGGUGAGUUGGUUCAAUUUUAAACUUCAGGCAUCCGCUUUCCACAGAAUUCUGCUGCCUUGGCAAAAAUAACAGAAACAUGGAACUGAUUUAAAAACAAGAAAUCCAUCUGGAUCUGUCUUGUGAUAACUAAAUUAAUGGUACCCCAACAUUGGAAGCCUGAAAAACUAUCAACAAUAAGAAAAUGAAGCAUAACAGAAGCAGCCUUUGUAUGAGUAAUUCAGUGUACACAUUCAUAACAUCAAAUAUACGUAUAUGAGUAUUUGCUAACCAUUAUAUAGGAACACUGACAGCUAAUUAUGUAUUUUUCUGUUCAAUGUUUUCUAUCUUUUCUUCUAGUUGUUCUUUCCUUUCCCUGUUUCUUUCUUUCUCUCUGCCUUUUUAAAUCCUUGGAUAAAACUGGAAUGUAGCAAAGUAUUUUUCUGUAAGUUUUGUUUUAUAUUUGCCUCCUAUUCAGACUGUCUUGUUUUUCUUUUUAUUGAACUAUCAUUAAAAUAAAUACA
Molecule: messenger RNA, 6254 nt
Organism: Dermochelys coriacea (leatherback sea turtle)
Lineage: Eukaryota; Metazoa; Chordata; Testudines; Dermochelyidae
Gene: TRAPPC9
Product: trafficking protein particle complex subunit 9
Exons: 22
Coding region: 234-3308 (1024 amino acids)
Cellular component (GO): trans-Golgi network
Source: RefSeq, a predicted model, not a curated record